AUGGAAUCUGAAAGCUCAUUGAAACAUCUUCAGGCCAGCAGUAAGACUGAAACAAUGCUACAGUCAGACAUCCUGAGGUUAAAUGCAGAGCUUGAUUUAUCUCGUACAUAUUGCAUGCAGCAGAAUGAUGAACUCACCAGAAAAGAGGAGGAGUUACAGAGAUUGCAGAACGAGCAUGUGGAAGGGAACAAGGAAGUCAAUAAAUUGAGGGACUGUCUGAGUCAGAAGGAGCAGUCGCAUUGCUCUGAGAUGCUGGGAAUUAGAGCCGAGGUCUCUAACCUGACUACAGAACUUAAUAAAAAAGAAAUCACCAUAGCAACUGUCACGGAGAAAGCUGCUUAUCUGGAAAAGCAACUCAAAACUGAGCUGGAGAAAAGAGAACAAAUAUUGGUGGAAUAUUGGGUGGCUAAAGAGCAGCUUGGAUGUCUUAAAGCAGAGAACCAACAGUUGAAGAAAACUUUGCAAGCUCUGGAGGGCAGACUACCAUUGAUAGAAGAUUAUCAAGUUAAGGAGAUGCAGAAUGCUUACAUGGCCUCUAUUAGUAAAUUGGGGAAUGAUAACAAACAGUUACGGAAAGACUUGGUCAAACUACGAGCAGAGCUGGAAAUGUCCUCCAAGGCUAGCCAGGAGAAGUAUGAGGCAGCUCUUCGUCAUACACAACAGGCUGUAUCAGAGAUGAAAGAACAUGAAGAUAGGCAAGUUAAGAAACUUCGCCAAGAAAAUGAACAACAAAUGUAUGCAAUGAAAAUCAAACUAGAUGAAACUAUCCAUCAUUACGAGGGAAAAAUUAGGAACCUUCAGAAGGACUACCGCAUUCAAAACAGCUUUCGAAAUUCUGUACCUGGAUUUGCAGGCAACAAAAGCAGAGAGUUUUCACCAGAAAGGAAGCCAAAUCCUACAAAACUACUGACAGCUAACAGCAUCUCUUCUUGGCAUAGCAAUGAUAGUGCAAGUGAGCCAUUUCCAGGUGUAAAUAUUCCUGCUAUUUCUCCAACCUACGUUCAUCCUGAGGAGAGUUUCCUGCCUCUGAAUCCCACAGAGAUGUCAGACAUUUCUUCAGUAACAGAGCAUUUCCUUAAAGAAGAAGAAGAUAGAGCUCGAGUGUUGGAGAAGCUGCUGAAUUCUCACAUUGAUGAACUGCAAACUGAUUCAAAGCGUACAGUGAAGAUGUAUGCUGGAGCUAAAGUAGAUAUGCCUGCUACUGCAGGUUUAUUAUGUAACCGUAAAUUUCAAGAAACCUGA
Chiloscyllium plagiosum (whitespotted bambooshark) is the source of this 1242-nucleotide messenger RNA. The record is from RefSeq and is a predicted model, not a curated record. NCBI's taxonomy places the organism in Eukaryota, Metazoa, Chordata, Chondrichthyes, Orectolobiformes, Hemiscylliidae.